GUUUUGAUGACGUCAAAUGGAUGCGACGGCCUGGGCUCCUGGCGGGGAGGCUGGAUUGUGUGAUGGCUCCCAAACGGCGCUCGGAUCAAAGUGAUGAGGGGAAAAGUGUGAAAAAGAGUAAAGAGGGCGAAGUCGCUGUUAUCCGCUCGGAUCUGGAGGAUGAUGGGAUCCGGAAUGGAGUGAAAGAAGCCUGGAGGAGAAAGACGAGUUUCUGUCACGGCAGUGUGCAGUUGGACUGUGAGCCGUUUCCUCACUGCAGAAUCGGGAAUUUUGUUCAGAAUGAAAGUUUCGUGGAGAACCUGAGAGACGAACUCCUGCGGCUCAGUUUCCACAGCAAGUCCAACGACCUGUACAAGUUCCAGCAGUCUGAUGAUCUGAAGAAGAGGAAAGAGCAUCACAUUUCUGAAAUCAGGUCACUUCUUUUCCUCCAGUUCCGCUCUUGGCUGUCUGGGGUGUUAGGAGUGGACUUGGAGCCGACUGUGGACAUUUCCUGUGCUAAAUACGAGCACACGGACAUCUUGCUGUGUCACGAUGAUGAACUUGAAGGACGGAGAGUCGCCUUCAUCUUUUACUUGGUGCCUCAGUGGGACCUGAGUGACGGAGGAACAUUAGAUUUAUACAACACGGACGAACAUUGUGAGCCGCUGAGCGUAGUGAAGUCUCUGCUGCCCUGCUGGAACACUUUGCUAUUUUUUGAAGUCUCUCCUGUUUCCUUCCAUCAGGUGUCUGAGGUUCUUACCAAUGAAAAGUGUCGCUUGUCUCUGAGUGGUUGGUUUCACGGCCCGUCCCUGCCGAGGCCCCGGCGCUACACUGAACCCGCAGUGCCACGUCUCACACACGUCCUCCAAGAUGAGUCAGUGUUGUUUGAGUGGGUGAAUGAGAUGUACAUGGAUCCUCUGUAUCAGGCUCAGGUGCAGCAGGAGUUUGAGGACGCGUCAGAAAUCCGCUUGCCGAACUUCCUCCAGGAGGAGAAAUAUAAGCAGGUGACCGAGGCGUUACGAUUGGCUGAAAUCCAGUGGGAGAGGAGAGGACCGCCCAAUAAGAGGUGGUAUGCACGAGCACAGCUGCAGAAUUUGCCCUCCUGUCUCAAGGAAUGUUGGGAUCUGCUCUCGUCUGAGGCGUUCUUCAUCCUGCUGUCCAACCUGACGGGGCUGAGGCUGCACGCUCUCGCCACCGAAGAGGAUGAGAGUGACAGCGACGGGCAGGAUGGACGGAGCGAGGGGCAGGAUGGACGGAGCGAGGGGCAGGAUGGACGGAGCAACACAGACAAUGCAGAGGAUGAGAGAAAUGAUCUGGAUGGUCAGGGCCCCAGUAGCACAUCUUCAUCCAUGGAGAAAAAACCCAAAGGCCCUCCUGUGUGUGUUGGUGAGCUCCGUCGUUGGUCUCAUGGUGAUUACACUCUGCUGCACGACUCUGUAAAAAGAGAGUUCGCACUGGACCUGCUGCUCCAUUUGGGAUGUACAGGCUGGAAGGCGGAGUUCGGAGGAUUUACAUCGUACAUCGCGCAUGACGAAGACGAAGAGCUCCUGACCGUGUACCCUGAGGACAACUCUUUGGCGUUGAUCUACAGAGACAGAGAUACUCUGAGUUUCAUCAAACACGUCAAUCAUCACAGCGUUGUUCAGGAGCGCGAGCACACACUCGCACAUUUUUACGAUUUCUCUUUCACGUACUACGAAUAAACACAACCACAAAGACUUUAAUCAGGACUUUAUACAGCAACAAAGGCAUUUUACUGCAUAACACGUACAAAAGUUUGCACCCCCCCUUCAUUAAUGGAUGAAUAAAUAAAACCAUGCCUCUGUUAUACAGUUUAUAUACAAUAAUAAUAAACAUUCACGCUUCAUUCAUA
Molecule: messenger RNA, 1852 nt
Organism: Neoarius graeffei (lesser salmon catfish)
Lineage: Eukaryota; Metazoa; Chordata; Actinopteri; Siluriformes; Ariidae
Gene: ogfod1
Product: 2-oxoglutarate and iron-dependent oxygenase domain containing 1
Exons: 13
Coding region: 21-1682 (553 amino acids)
Biological process (GO): regulation of translational termination; peptidyl-proline hydroxylation
Cellular component (GO): cytoplasm
Molecular function (GO): peptidyl-proline dioxygenase activity; iron ion binding; L-ascorbic acid binding
Source: RefSeq, a predicted model, not a curated record